UAUUAGAAGAGAUGGGGCAUUACAAUAACUAGCAAUCAGGAUUAUAUUGGAAAUCUUCAUGAGGGAAUGUAUGGGGACACUGAACAAAAUUAGUUCAGAAAUAGAGAAAAGUAUCACUUAUUUCCAGAAACAAGAGCAGUGCGGUGGCUCUUCGAAGUGAUUACUUUUUAAAACAUGGAAAGUGAGAAACACUUAUCUUUAGCAAGCCUAAAAACCACACAAGACAAUUCAGUGACAUCCUGUAAGAAUGAUGAAAGCAAAAGUCUCUCCGUAAGUGAAGAAAGCAGUGAGAGAAGCACAAUGGAGAGGAAAAGUCUUCCCAUGGACCACUGUUCAGAGAACCUUCAAAAGAAUCUUGUGUCUGAGGUAUCAGAACGAACCUCGCCCUUUUUAGGUGGUGAGGCAAAGUGCCAAAAUGGCCGGUUCAAAGACUCCUCAGACCCCAUUGACUAUAAGUGCAAAGACAUUUAUGGUUGUAAAUCAAAGGCAGUCAGUCGGAGUCAUCAUCAGGCUCCCACGAACCAGCGUUGUGACUGUGAAGAAACACAUACCACCUACGCAGACUGUCAACCGAGUGAGAAAGUUCACACUGCUGAGGCAGUGUACAAAUGUUGGUGUAGUCAGGCCUUUGGUGAGAGCUCAGCACUACAGCUCCGUCCGAGUGACCACAUGGAAGAGAAACCUUACAAAUGUGAGCAGUGUGCAAAAGGCUUCACCAGGAGCUCAAGCCUCCUCAUCCAUCAGGCUGUCCACACAGAUGAGAAACCUUACAAGUGCGACAGGUGUGGAAAAGGCUUCACCAGGAGUUCCAGUCUGCUCAUUCAUCACACAGUUCAUACGGGUGAGAAACCUUAUAAAUGUGACAAGUGUGGGAAAGGCUUCAGUCAGAGCUCCAAGCUGCACAUUCACCAGCGCGUGCACACUGGUGAGAAGCCCUAUGAGUGCGGGGAGUGUGGGAUGAGCUUCAGUCAGCGCUCCAACCUUCACAUCCAUCAGCGAGUCCACACAGGAGAAAGGCCCUACAAGUGUGGAGAGUGCGGGAAGGGCUUCAGUCAGAGUUCAAACCUUCACAUUCACCGUUGCAUCCACACAGGAGAGAAGCCCUAUCAGUGCUAUGAGUGUGGGAAAGGCUUCAGUCAGAGCUCAGACCUCCGCAUCCAUCUCAGAGUCCACACAGGAGAGAAGCCCUAUCAUUGUGGCAAAUGUGGGAAGGGCUUUAGCCAGAGCUCCAAACUCCUCAUCCACCAGAGAGUACAUACCGGAGAGAAACCCUAUGAGUGCAGCAAGUGUGGGAAGGGCUUCAGUCAGAGCUCCAAUCUCCACAUCCACCAGCGGAUUCACAAGAAAGAUCCUCAUUAAAUGGUACCGUCAAUCACGGCGCUAAUACAAU
Molecule: messenger RNA, 1390 nt
Organism: Sorex fumeus (smoky shrew)
Lineage: Eukaryota; Metazoa; Chordata; Mammalia; Eulipotyphla; Soricidae
Gene: ZNF239
Product: zinc finger protein 239
Exons: 1
Coding region: 175-1359 (394 amino acids)
Biological process (GO): regulation of transcription by RNA polymerase II
Molecular function (GO): RNA polymerase II cis-regulatory region sequence-specific DNA binding; DNA-binding transcription factor activity, RNA polymerase II-specific
Source: RefSeq, a predicted model, not a curated record